Molecule: messenger RNA, 1167 nt
Organism: Microdochium trichocladiopsis
Lineage: Eukaryota; Fungi; Ascomycota; Sordariomycetes; Xylariales; Microdochiaceae
Exons: 1
Coding region: 1-1167 (388 amino acids)
Biological process (GO): protein sumoylation
Molecular function (GO): SUMO ligase activity; zinc ion binding
Source: RefSeq, a predicted model, not a curated record
AUGCAAUCCCUUCAUCAUGCCCACAUUCGUAGUCCAAAGCGCCUUCCUAUACGACCAGAAGCACUGAACGAGCGGUAUUACCAGUCAGUCAGGAGACUCGUGUUAGGUCCUACCUCAAUUGCCCCUAAAGCCGUGGUCCACAAAUUCAGCUUCCGCUUGAGUCCUAAAGAUCGUGAUCGUUUGACACCUGUCGAAACUGAUCCCGAUGAACUACUACCUAUUCAGAGAGACACCAACGGAACCUUACGCGUCCGGAUCCGCUGCUGCUAUCUGCUCGACCACCAGCAGCACAGUAUCACUGACGGCGACUGGGUCACGAAAGACGUUGUCUGGCCUGAACACAUUUUUCUAGAAGUCAAUCAAUCUGUCUUGACCUUGCGGCGAAAGGCGCACCAUUCCAAAGACUUGCCGGUUGAGGUUCCAGCAAAAGCGCUCUUGGAGGAGAAUCACCUUCAUGUCUGGAUUCCGGAAACUGCUGCUCGCGCCAAGGAGGCACCGAAGAACAGCCACCCAUAUAUCGCGGUAGAGCUCGUUGAGACGCUCAGUCACUCCGCCAUCUUGAGUCUGGUCAAAAUUCAUAGCAUUCAGCAAUCCUCGCAGACUCUGGAAGUCAUCAGGCGACGUUUAGCGAGCACUACAGCCAGUAAUGAUGAUGACAUUGCAAUGGUUAGUCACGAACUGUCCAUUGACUUGGCAGAUCCAUUCACCUCCGGAAUCUUCAAGAUUCCGGUGCGAGGCAGGGAUUGCACACAUCUUGAGUGCUUCGAUCUGGAGACGUGGUUGAAUUCCCGGUUAGGCAAAAAGAAGACCUGCACGUGCGGCAAAGGGAGCUCAUCGUGUCAGAGUUGCCCCAACGAGCCUUCCUUCGUGGACAAAUGGAAGUGCCCGCUGUGCUCGGGUGAUGCUCGGCCAUACAGCUUGCGCAUCGACGAAUGGCUGGCUGGGGUUCGCGACAAACUUGAGGAAGACGGUGCAUUACGCAUCAAGUCCAUCGUUGUGUCAGCAGACGGGACCUGGAAGAUCAAAAAGGCGGUCGAGGCAGAUGAAGGCAGGCGCGACGACGAGACUUCACUGCCUAGAGCAGCGAUGAAAUGUGGUGGUAGUCAGUUUAUCGCGGUGGGAGUGAGGGAGACGUCCAAAAGUGUCAUUGAGCUUGACAGCGACUAA